UGACAGCACUGUGAAGAAAAGCAGGGGACUCGCUGCCUUCCCUCCUCCCGCACGGCAGGACCAGGAGAGCUCGCCCCGCAGCCGGGCAGGACUGAUGGGGCAGAGGAUGUCAGGCAGCUAGCCCAGGACACCCCCCGGCAGGCGGGAGGGACAUGUGCCUCCCCCUCCCAAUGGAGAUCCGACGUGCUUUGCCCCAGGAUCUCCGGGAGCUGCUGCACUGCCUGAAGAUGAGGAGCAAGUAUGCCAUCCUGCUGGUCUUUGUCAUUGGCCUCGUCAUCAUUGAGAAGGAGAACAACUUCAUCUCCAGGGUGUCGGACAAGCUGAAGCAAACCCCACAGGCACUGGCAGAGGCCAAUGGCACAGAGGCCAGCCCGGCACCGGCUGAAAAUGGCUCGCUGGCCUCACUACGAGAGCUGGAUGCUGCCUUCUCCCACUUGAGGUCCCACUUGCACAAUGUCACCCUGCAGCUGGUGGGCGAGGGGGACCCUGGGCCACGGCGACAUGUCCUGCUGAUGGCCACCACCCGCACCGGCUCCUCUUUUGUGGGUGAGUUCUUCAACCAGCAAGGCAGCAUCUUCUACCUCUUUGAGCCCCUCUGGCACAUUGAGAGGACGGUGACCUUUGAGCCAGGGGGAUCCAACGCGGUAGGCUCAGCCCUGGUUUACCGGGAUGUCCUCAAGCAGCUGCUUCUCUGUGACCUCUACAUCUUGGAGAGCUUCAUCUCACCAGCCCCUGAGGGCCACUUGACACCCUUCAUGUUUCGGCGAGGCUCCAGCCGCUCGCUCUGCGAGGAGCCUGUCUGCACCCCCAGCGCCAAGAAGGUCUUUGAGAAGUACCACUGCAAGAACCGCCGCUGUGGCCCCCUCAACAUCACCCUGGCUGCUGAAGCAUGCCGGCACAAGCAGCACGUGGCCCUGAAGACUGUGAGAAUCCGGCAGCUGGAAUUCCUGCAGCCGCUGGUGGAGGACCCUCGGCUGGAUGUGCGCAUCAUCCAGCUGGUACGGGACCCCCGGGCUGUCCUGGCCUCCCGCAUGGUGGCCUUCUCCGGCAAGUACGAGACCUGGAAGAAGUGGGCGUCUGAAGGGGAGGCUCCUCUCCAUGAGGAAGAGGUGCAGAGACUGCGGGGGAACUGUGAGAGCAUCCGUCUGUCAGCAGAGCUGGGGCUGCGGCGGCCGGGCUGGCUGCGGGGCCGUUACAUGCUGGUACGCUAUGAGGACGUGGCGCGGGCGCCUUUGCAGAAGGCAGAGGAGAUGUACCGCUUUGCCGGGCUCCCCCUCACCCCCCAGGUGGAGGAGUGGAUUGGCAAAAACACCCAGGCGCCCCGUGACAGCAGCGGCGUCUAUUCCACCCGGAAAAACUCCUCCGAGCAGUUCGAGAAGUGGAGGUUCAGCAUCCCCUUCAAGCUGGCACAGGUGGUGCAGGACGCCUGCGCCCCGGCCAUGCGGCUCUUCGGCUACAAGCUGGCCAGUAGCCCGGCUGCCUUGGCUAAUCGCUCUUUCAGCCUGCUGGAGGAGGCACAGCCCUCCUGGGUCACAUAACGGUGGCAGGGGGACAGCAGCAGGGGGCAAUGAGGGGCUGUGGCUGUGCUCCCGGCCAGCACCAGAGGAGAACCAGGGAGGUCCCUGCUCCUGGAGAUGCUCCUUGUCGCUGCCAGGUAGAAAUCGGCAGCCCCAGGAGUGGGAGCACCCUGGCAGAGCUGGUCCCUGGGUCCCACAGAGCAUGGAUUACACAGUUUCUCUGGGAAAGGGGAAAUCACAAUGCUGAGGGGAGGUGGGUUUGGCACUAGGGCCACCUCCCCAGCACCAAGGAAGAGGCAGGUGAGGGCAAGCAAAGGGCAACAGGACCAAGCACCUCCAAGUCGCCGCUUCACCCCAGCUAGGACAAGGCAAGGACGAGACUCCUGUGGUGCCUGCAAGGACCCAGACCCCAGAGGCUUUACUGGUUUAGUGCCUUCAUACACCAGCACAGACUGGAAACUGCCCCAGAGGCAAUGCAGGGGCAGGACUCGCCCAUAGAGCCCCAGAUGACUCGUGGGCUGCAAUGAAAUGAGGUGACUUUGUGGUUUGGUGCUCUUCAAAGUUUGGUUUGCGGGUUGUUUUUUUCCCUUUUUCCCAUGUAUUUGCAUACCAGGAUCACCAGGUGAAUUUAUUUAUUAAUUACAUUAAAAAGAGGGGGAGGUAGGGGGAGGCGAAGCCCAAAAAUCCAAGCAGCACAACCAAGUACUGCAAAGAAACUGAGAAGCACACAGAGCUGAGGUGGCAGAAAUUAGAUUUCAUCUGGAGAACACCACAAGCUCUGAUGCAGGAUCCUAGGAGAGAUCCAACAGGCCAAAACCCCACCAGAGCCCCAGAAGAGUGUGGCUGGUGCUGGGGCUGCACCCAUCCCUGGGUCUCUGCUGGAAGAUGGUUGGACGUAUUUAAUUAAAAACAAAAAUACAACAGCACCAAGUCCAAAGCAUCUCCUGUCUACUUGGUGUUCAUGUGUGGCCCCAUCCCAGGGGAGGUGAGGGGGCCCCAGAAAUACUUCCCAACAGCACCUGGUAGAGGCGUGGGGAGUUUGUUCAGCCUGGCGCUGAGCUGCCCCCUCCCAUUCACAUUUAAUGAAUUAAAAUGC
Molecule: messenger RNA, 2613 nt
Organism: Calypte anna (Anna's hummingbird)
Lineage: Eukaryota; Metazoa; Chordata; Aves; Apodiformes; Trochilidae
Gene: CHST3
Product: carbohydrate sulfotransferase 3
Exons: 3
Coding region: 153-1538 (461 amino acids)
Biological process (GO): N-acetylglucosamine metabolic process; carbohydrate metabolic process
Cellular component (GO): Golgi membrane
Molecular function (GO): N-acetylglucosamine 6-O-sulfotransferase activity; chondroitin 6-sulfotransferase activity
Source: RefSeq, a predicted model, not a curated record